AUGCACGGCCCUUUGCCGUCAGUAGAGAGAGAUGUAACUGGGACUGGGCCCUUUGUGGAUGAUGGGGACGAAUUCCAUUUUGCCCCACGUUCCAGUCUACCCAAGAGCUUGAUCACUUGGCGGCCACAGAACGCACCGCUAUUCACCAUCUCACCCCCGGGGUAUGCUGAUACUUUGAGAAUUUACCCGUCACGCGCCAAUCUCACAGGUGACUCCAGUUUUGUCGCCGGUAAUGACAGCCAGGCUUUCAUUUCUCGAAUGAUGUCUAGCACACUGUUUAUAUAUUCCGUGGAUAUCUCCUUCCGGCCCGUUCAUGAGGGCGAGGAGGCCGGCAUUUCAGUGUUUCUGACCCAGCUACAACAUAUUGACCUAGGAAUCGUUCUUUUGGAGUCCACGGAUGGAGAGGCGCGAGUCCACAUUCGUUUUACGGCGGAGGCAUCGGGGAAACCAGGCGUUGUAGUUCCGGACACCGCGAUUUUGCCUGUUCCGUCACCAUGGCUUCAAGGUCCAAUUAGGCUGCUGGUCUCAACACCAGACGAUAGUACAUUUCAGUUUUCGGCAGCUCCAGCAUCCACACCAGAAAAAGCCAUUGUUCUUGGCCGUGCGAGUGCGGAGAUUGUUAGCGGGGGGACCGGCAAAUUCACUGGUAAGUCUUCGGUGUGA
Molecule: messenger RNA, 663 nt
Organism: Talaromyces rugulosus
Lineage: Eukaryota; Fungi; Ascomycota; Eurotiomycetes; Eurotiales; Trichocomaceae
Exons: 1
Coding region: 1-663 (220 amino acids)
Source: RefSeq, a predicted model, not a curated record